Molecule: messenger RNA, 999 nt
Organism: Sporothrix brasiliensis 5110
Lineage: Eukaryota; Fungi; Ascomycota; Sordariomycetes; Ophiostomatales; Ophiostomataceae
Exons: 4
Coding region: 1-999 (332 amino acids)
Biological process (GO): GPI anchor biosynthetic process
Cellular component (GO): endoplasmic reticulum membrane
Molecular function (GO): hydrolase activity, acting on ester bonds
Source: RefSeq, a predicted model, not a curated record
AUGUUACCGGCAUCGACGCGAGGGCUGCCAGCCAGCGCGCUCGUUUUGCUUGCGGUUCUGCUGGUGCUUUUGGCGAUCCUGCCGGGCGUCACGGCGUCUGUGGGCGACCGCCUUCCAGAGUUCCGCGAAUGCUUGGAAGUGUGCAAAGCCGAGAACUGCGGGCCGAACAAGCCAGCAACACCUAUUCCUUUCCACCUCCGCUUGUUACUUUGGGACUGCGCCAGCGAGUGCGAUCAGACCUGCCAGCGUAUCAUCACCGGUCACCGCCUCGCUGCCGGCGUCAACGUCGUCCAGUUUCACGGCAAGUGGCCCUUCUUCCGGCUCUUUGGCAUCCAGGAGCCCGCGUCUGUCAUCUUCUCGCUCGGCAAUCUGUGGGCCCACGUGGCUGGCCUGCGCCGCUUGCGCCGCCUCGUGCCCGCGUCAUACACGCUGCGGCCCUAUUACAUUGGCUUUGGCACCGUUGGCAUGGCCGCAUGGAUUUUCAGUUCCAUUUUCCACACCCGCGACUUUGUCCUCACCGAACGCCUCGACUACUUCGCCGCUGGUGCCUCUGUGCUCUACGGUCUCUAUUUUACGGUUAUCCGCGUCUUCCGGCUAGACCGCCCGGUGCGGGAGUCGGUGCGGUCCGUGUGGACGGCAGUGUGUAUUUGCUUGUACCUGGCCCACGUCGGGUUUUUGACCCUGAUCCGCUGGGACUACGGUUACAACAUGGCCGCCAAUGUGGCUUGCGGCAUCGUUCAGAACGCGCUUUGGAGCUGGUUCUCGUACCGCGAGUGGACGCGCAUGCGGCGCUUCUGGGCGGUGUGGCCCGGUAUUGCUGUGGCCUGGGUGAUGCUGGCCAUGAGUCUUGAGAUGUUUGACUUUUCGCCCAUCUGGGGCGUCUUUGACGCGCACUCUCUGUGGCACCUGGGAACCAUUGGGCCUACCAUUCUGUGGUACAACUACUUGGUCCGCGAUGCACUUAACAACCUUUCCGGCAAGGAAAGAUUAAAAGAUUAA